UCAAAUUGUAGGUUAUGAAACGUAUUUAAAAUGUACAUUUUGUUUAUGAUUUAUUUUAAUUAAAAAUGGAAUCAAACACCAGCAAGACGAGCUCGUUGCAGGCUCUACUUUUAAGAGCGUGGCGUGAAAGGUGGACCGAUCUACAAUGGGGCAUUAACAUCAAAACGAUACUGCCCCGAGGAGUUAGUGGUGAUGUGUACAAUUUGGCCGAUUGCAUCCUUCAACAGGCAGUUGUCGGUUCAGGGGCCAAUCAACUCGCUCUCAGCUACCUUAAGCAUUCACUAAGUGUUCAACUAGUUUCCCAUGCCGCAGUAUUACAACAUAUCAGUCAGUACUCGCAGUUACAAAAGACACAUUGCGUGUAUAGCCUGUUGGAGUUUUUGGAAGGGGUGUUUCCUGGCAUAACUUAUUGCGGUAAGGCCGAGGAGACGGCCCUCGCCACCGCGUUGCUGUCCAUUGCGUCCUGGUUGUUGCAGGUGUUAUUAAAUUGCUAUUCGACUCCGCAACUCUUAGAAAAGGCCAAUUCGCUUAUCAAGACACUGCUUCAGUCCGAAUUUUACAUUGCCAUGAUGUGCUUAUCACGUUACAGUGAAUCAGAGUUGUUUUGUGACGUCACGAAAAAAUGCGAGGAGGUCGAAGCGUGCCUAGCCGACAAGGAGGAAAUACUCGAAUCUGUGCGUCUGUUAAAAAAGUUGGACGUCGCCAGUUUGCCGCUACCACCGAAGUCCGACAACGGUCCCGGCUGUCUCGUUCAAGCGUGGAUGGCGAUUCAGCUCGUACAACAGCCCGGGAGUCCCACUCAAGUAUUAGUCCGCCAGUUGCGCCUUAUACAACGUUUAAAAGGAUACACCGACGCGCGUCUUUACUCGGAAUUAAUGAGGGCCAGCUUACUUUCGUUGCAAAACGUCAGUCAGACACCUCACGAAAGCCAGUGGGGCGCGUUUGCAUUUUUAAAAGUUCCGCAUGUCAUAGCGGCGAUGGUCGACAAGGCGAACUGCUUGCCCGUGGUUUCAGCGAUUGAACUCCUCUUACAGCACGCGCCCCUAAUCGACACUAUGGACGCACGUUGCUCGUGUUCGUGCCUCGAAUGUCUACUGGGCGAACUCGAGAAGGCACGUUUGCUAACCGAUAUCCAAGUCGAGAUGUUUAUACAAAGACGGGACGUGCCCAAGUCGAUCAAGCUCGAUACGGCCCCCGCGACAACCGGGAUUCCCAAAGUAAUCAUUUGCGCCGAACCUACACUGACGGGCAUCGUGAAAACGUUAUCGACGGACUACCACCAGGAAGCGCUACUGGGCAUGCUUCACCAGGUGUUAACCGGGAAAAGUUUCGAGUUGAUACUGGCCGUAGCCACCGUUGAAGGACAGUUACGGACUUUAGCGACGCGUUUAAUUCGGUUUAAUGAGUGCUCGAAAAUGGGAGGCGACAAGGCGAAGGCGCAAUUAUUCGACAUUAGCUUCCUUAUGUUGGUCUCGAUCGUACAGAAUUACGGGGCGGAAACGGUCUUGGAACCCGGCGGUGAUUCGACGCUGGAACAGUGGGUUAGGGAGUGUAUGGUGGAAGUGAAUCGGCCGAAGCCUCCCGAGCAGCUGUUGCGGUUAUCGGAUCCGAUUUUCGUCGAUUCACUGUUGCAGCAGUUUAAUGUGGGCGAAUCCGACUUUAAAAGCCCGGUGAAGUGGCAGGAAGUUUUGUUUAAUAUGGCCGGGGUAAUGAAGGAGGUACUGGUCGCUUGGGAGCAAGGUGCGUUGGCACCGGCCGACGUAAAACGUAUUUUAGAUGCGGUUCGCGGACGAAUGUGCUGUCUACCCGUGGCCGCGGCCGCUUGGCUUUGCGCCUACAUGCGAACUGCACCUCAAGACACAAUCCUGAAACCGGUCAACAUGGUUCAGCAAUUACUAUCGCCUCCGAUUGCCGAAGACGACAGUCUCAGGGAGCGUUGGCAGCUGUCCUGCGAGAUAAUACGUAAAAUGCAAAGGGACCUGCAACUGCCGCUUCAGGCAAAAAGCGUCGGGAAUAUGGUGUUUCGUCAGCCGGCCACCGAGCAACUUCACAACGCCUGGCUGAAGGCAAUUUCUAGGGGAUGGCUCGAUCAUAAUUCCGGAAGAAACAUGCAGUGUCUCUUGGAAAUGGCCGGAGCGAGGUGGAUGGUUGCCGCGAUUGUUCAGGAAUUACUACAGCUACGCGAUCGCGAUGAACUAGAACGUGGUGUCGAUUUAGCGCUGGCAAUCUUUCAACUUGACAUUGAGGCGUGCGCUCGAGAUCUACUGUCACAUGUUUUACCUCAGCAGUUACACAACAGUCUGCAGUCCGAUACGUUGAUAGAACCACAACUUUCUGCUUUGGCUCGCUUGGCCAGUUAUGUCACAUAUUCUGCUUGUGAUCUAUCGGUGAAAAGUGAGGAAGUAGUUCCACCACCCGCCAAGUUUCCUCGUUUACUAGAAAGCAGCGGUUCGGAUUCGAUUACAGUACCGCUCCGCCAUUUACUUACCGCACUAGAAGGUACAGUACAAGAUGGCCAAAUAACUCAACAAACCUACUUCGCAUUCCAAUUAUUAUUUUACCUCGUCGACGUGCGUUCGAAUAGCACGCCGCUAAUUUUAGCAGCCAUACCUCCGGCGCUAAUAGCCGAUCUUUUAAGAACGCUACCGGAAUUAUUUAAUUCGCCACUUCUACUACAUUUACAUGAUGUAAGCACGCAAUCGGGAAGGACAAAUAUGGCAAAAGAUCUUUGUAUGUUACGAAAUUAUCAAUUAAGAAAGAACGUUUAUACAUCUUAAUUAAACUAUUUAUUUAAGGAUAA
Molecule: messenger RNA, 2800 nt
Organism: Photinus pyralis (common eastern firefly)
Lineage: Eukaryota; Metazoa; Arthropoda; Insecta; Coleoptera; Lampyridae
Gene: MED24
Product: mediator of RNA polymerase II transcription subunit 24
Exons: 3
Coding region: 66-2777 (903 amino acids)
Cellular component (GO): mediator complex
Molecular function (GO): transcription coregulator activity
Source: RefSeq, a predicted model, not a curated record